ACAACUUCAUACAACAUCUACCUCAUCUUCUUCGUUUGUUCCUCCAUCUUCUUCGUUUGUUCCUCCUCCCAGGAACCUGGAGGAAGACCAAGAGAAUGGAGAGAAGGAAGGUUGGCAUCAUCGGCGCCGGUGUGAGCGGCUUAGCAGCAUGCAAACACACACUCGACAAGGGGUUCAACCCAGUGGUAUUCGAAGCUGAUGACACCAUUGGAGGAGUCUGGGCACACACCUUGGAGUCAACAAGGCUCCAGGCACCAACCACAGCAUUCAGGUUCUCAGACCUGGCAUGGCCAGCAAGUGUGACAGAGAAGUACCCAGGCCAUAGGAAGGUCAUGGAGUACCUGAGGUCAUAUGCAUCCAAGUUUGAUCUCCUCAAGUGCAUCAGGUUCAAUAGCCAGGUGCUUGGAGUUGAAUACCUUGGUCAAACUGAGGAAGAAAUCAUGAAGUGGGAGCACUGGUCUGGCAAUGGUGAAGCAUUUGGAACUGGCAAGGAUGGGGUUUGGCGCCUCACAGUGAAGGACUUGAAAAUUGGUCACGUUGAGGUUUUUCAAGUGGAUUUUCUAAUCGUGUGCAUUGGAAGGCAUAGUGGGAGCCCGAAUAUCCCAGAAUUUCCGGCAAACAAUGGCCUUGAGUCAUUCAAAGGGAAAAUCUUGCACUCAAUAGACUACUCAUACAUGGAUAAUGCCGCCGAAUUUAUCAAAGGUAAGAAUGUGACUAUAGUAGGCUCUGGAAAAUCUGCAUUUGACAUUGCUGCAGAGGUCGCCAAGGUGAAUGGUGCAACCCACCCAUGCACCAUGAUAUAUAGAACAAGGCACUGGUUGGUCCACAAAUCUAGUAUAUGGGGAGUUGACCUCAGUUACUUCUAUCUUAACCGCAUUUCACAGCUACUGGUUCAUAAACCUGGUGAAGGAUUUCUUUAUUAUGUUUUGGCCACUGCCCUCUCCCCUUUGAGAUGGACGAUCUCAAAAGUAAUUGAAGCUUACUUCAAGCGAAGCAUUCCUUUACAAAAGCAUGGGAUGGUUCCUGACUACAGCUUCUCCUUUGCCAUGUCGUCUUGCUUGAUUGCAAUGCUACCAGAGAGGUUUUAUGACAAGGUUGACGAAGGAAGCAUUAUUCUCAAGAAAUCCAAGAGGUUCAGCUUCUCUAAUGACGGAAUCAUCCUGGAAGAUGGAAAUGAACACAUAAAGAGUGAUAUUAUAAUUCUAGCAACAGGAUUUAAAGGUGAUCAGAAACUUAGAGACAUCUUCACAGCAAAUUGGUGUAAAAAUAUAGUGGCAGGGUCAUCAGAUACAGAAGUUCCUCUAUACAGAGAAUGCAUCCAUCCUCGGAUUCCUCAGCUAGCAAUUGUUGGAUACUCUGAGAGCCUUACCAACAUAUAUGCCUUCGAAAGAAUGGCCAAUUGGGUAGCGCAUUUACUAGCUGGUCGCUUCAAAUUACCAAGCAUAAGAUGUAUGGAAGAGAGCGUGCUAGAGUGGGCAAAGUACAAGGACCUUUACAAUGGAAAGUAUUUUCGCAGGUCCUGUAUAAGCACCAUUAACAUUUGGUUUAAUGAUUUAUUGUGCCAAGACAUUGGAUGUGACCCUAAAAGGAAGAAAGGAAUCCUGGCUGAAUGGUUCCAGCCAUAUGGACCUGCUGAUUAUGCAGAUCUUUACUGAAGACUGUAGCAUCUUUCCUACAAGCAUAUUCAUAGGAAAAGAAGAUAAGACAAGAAUUACUGCCUCGAGGUUCCAACUGAUUAGUUUAGGAAGAUUCUAUAUUUCAAAUUUGUUGUUAUCAUAACACAAAAUAGAUUCUACCAUGUUAUGUACAAAAUUUUACUUUCUGAAAGAGUUCUCAACCUAUGCGAAUGUACGCUUGAGCUUCAAUUAUAUAUUGUAGAUA
Molecule: messenger RNA, 1881 nt
Organism: Oryza brachyantha (malo sina)
Lineage: Eukaryota; Viridiplantae; Streptophyta; Magnoliopsida; Poales; Poaceae
Product: probable flavin-containing monooxygenase 1
Exons: 5
Coding region: 96-1655 (519 amino acids)
Molecular function (GO): N,N-dimethylaniline monooxygenase activity; NADP binding; flavin adenine dinucleotide binding
Source: RefSeq, a predicted model, not a curated record